This is a messenger RNA of Beta vulgaris subsp. vulgaris (sugar beet), 1494 nucleotides long. Its product is annotated as UDP-galactose/UDP-glucose transporter 3. Gene Ontology annotation, biological process: UDP-galactose transmembrane transport. Gene Ontology annotation, cellular component: endoplasmic reticulum membrane; Golgi membrane. NCBI's taxonomy places the organism in Eukaryota, Viridiplantae, Streptophyta, Magnoliopsida, Caryophyllales, Amaranthaceae. The transcript has 7 exons. Gene Ontology annotation, molecular function: UDP-glucose transmembrane transporter activity; UDP-galactose transmembrane transporter activity. The record is from RefSeq and is a predicted model, not a curated record. The coding region runs from base 193 to 1191 and encodes 332 amino acids.
AACACAACCAAAUUUUAUUUCUCAAGUUACAAAAAUAAGAAAAUAGAAACUAAAUCUUAUUUUAAUUCUUAUACUUUUAUGUUUAUCUCAAUUAAAUUAAAUUAAAUUAAAUUAAAUUAAAUUUCUUUUGGGGGAUUCGUGUGAUCCGCAUUAAACGUCGGAAAAUUUUCCGGCGAAAAAAAGUCGCCGGAAAUGGAAGUUCAUGCGUCAGGAUUUGGCCGUGUGCUGUUGUUGAGCUUUUGCGUCGCCGGAAUUUGGGCUGCUUACAUUUCUCAAGGCGUUCUUCAGGAACAUCUGUCGACGAAGAGAUUUGGGGCUGAUAAGAAGAGAUUUGAACAUCUAGCGUUUUUGAAUUUGGCGCAAAAUGUUGUGUGUUUAGUGUGGUCUUUUAUAAUGAUCAGUAUUUGGUCAAGGGGAAGUAAGGGAGGAGCUCCAAUGUGGAGUUAUUGGAGUGCUGGUAUAACUAACACUAUUGGUCCAGCUAUGGGUAUUGAAGCUUUGAAGUACAUUAGCUAUCCUGCCCAGGUCCUUGCAAAAUCCUCGAAGAUGAUUCCAGUGAUGCUUAUGGGUGCUCUUGUAUAUGGCAUCAGAUACACAUAUUCAGAGUAUAUUUGCACACUCCUUGUUGCAGGAGGUGUGUCACUCUUUGCACUGUCUAAGACUAGUGCAAAGACCAUAAGUAAACUGGCGCGCCCUAAUGCACCUCUUGGAUAUGGGCUGUGUUUCCUGAACCUUGCUUUUGAUGGGUUCACAAAUGCUACACAGGAUUCAAUAACAGCAAGGUAUCCAAAAACAAGUGCUUGGGAUAUCAUGCUAGGAAUGAAUCUCUGGGGCACUAUAUACAAUGUGGUUUACAUGUUCGGUUGGCCCCAAGCCAGUGGUUAUGAGGCCAUUCGAUUCUGUCAGCAGCAUCCAGAGGCGGGAUGGGACAUCCUUUUCUACUGCUUAUGUGGUGCAGUUGGCCAAAACUUUAUCUUCCUAACCAUCAGCAGAUUUGGCUCUCUUACUAACACGACUAUCACAACCACCCGCAAGUUUGUUAGCAUUGUUGUCUCUUCCCUUCUCAGUGGCAAUCCUCUCUCCACACGUCAAUGGAGCAGCGUUGUUAUGGUCUUCUCUGGGUUGUCCUACCAGAUUUACCUUAAAUGGCAGAAGUUGCAAAGAUUGCAAAAAAAGAGAAAAGCUACUUGAAAGAAGCUAUAGAAUAGUAAGGUUGCUUAACAGGGAUUCUUUUUUGUGGUUUUUAAUUAUUAAUUUUCUACCUAUUGAACUAAACUUAUACCUUUGUUGUAAAAGUCUCAGUUUGGACUUCAGGAGCAUUGAUCAGGAAGGAUAUAUGAUAUAGAAGAUUGUAACUAGAGUAAGAUCCAGUAUUCAACGAAUUUUUGACAUGAUUAUGCAUAAGAUAUGCAUGUAAAGUGAAGCAAGUAAUUCGUUCUUCUACCUCAAGUUUUGACUCAUUCAUAGAUAUGGAUGAAGGAAUUAUGUCCUCAA